This is a messenger RNA of Linum trigynum, 4207 nucleotides long. The record is from the annotation of a GenBank genome assembly. Lineage: Eukaryota; Viridiplantae; Streptophyta; Magnoliopsida; Malpighiales; Linaceae.
CCAACAAUUUCCAAAAAUACUAUCCUUCCACACAAAAUGCAGCAUGAAGGCGCGGUUAUAUAACAAAACGCGCCUCCAAGAUGCGGUUUGACUCUUCCUAGCUGUCAAACCGCAUAGCCACGUGGCGGUGCAUCAGACCGCGUGAUGGGGGAGCGAUCUGACGGCCAAACCGCGCGCCAGCUCAGCGAUCCGCGUCGGUCAGUCAAACUGCUCCCACGAAGCGCGGUUUGACUAUUGGGGAACGCUAACCGCGUGCUGGAGGCGCGGUUUUAGGCGGGAUAAAAGGACGAACCCCCCCCCCCCCUCACGUGGUUUCGUCCCUAUAUAAACCCCCCUUCCCCUCCCAUUUUCUGCACACCAAACUCAUUCCCCCCUCUCUCCCUCUAACUUCUCACUCUACCCACCCCCCUCCCAACCCAAAAACCUUAGAAUUAGUUAUUUUGUUGGUUGCGGCUAAGUCCGAUCUGCCUUCAAAAAACUUUUUUUUUCACUAAAAAACCUUCGUACCUCUGUCCGGAUUCCAAAAAAUGGCCAAUUUCAUCCAAGAAGAGGGCCUUUUCUAUGAUGAUUAUCAAACCAUACGUACUCAUUUUACCCAAUUGUUGUUGUUGUUAUAAUGAUUUAUUUAAUUUAUAUAUUAAUUGAUUUAUGUUGUUGUUAUGUUAUCGUAGUUUGGGCCGGAUGUUGAUAUUUACAAUCAACGAUAUUAUGUUGAUCAAGGACCGAUUGAUCCGACUGUUUUAUACGAUCAAGCUAAUCAUCGUUCAAGAAACGUUUGGAACGACCACAAGGUACAUAUUAUUUAUCAUCACUUGUAAUUUGUAUUUUGUUAAAGUAAUUUAUUUGUUUGUACAAUAAUUUACUUAAUUGUUAAUCGUAUUGAUUAUUUUCAAUAAUUUAAAUCAAUACAAUACAACACUUAUUUAGACUCUUUAUAAAGAAAUGCAUGUCUAAAAAAAUGGUGACUUAAGCGAUCAUCAUGAUCCCCCCAUGACCUGGGAAAAUCGGGCUCUAAGCGAUCUUCGGAUCCCCCCUUUUUCUGUCAAAAAGACUGUGUUUCUAAGGAGAUGUAUACCUCUCCUAAGAGUCUUACGAGUGUACUUGUAUUGCUUUACAUUAUUGAAAAUAAUCAAUACGAUUAACAAAAUAAUAUAUUUGAUUUUAUGUGUAUGUGUACAAAAAAUAAUUAUACUUAAAUUUUGAAAAUUAUUUUAGUUAUGUUAAUAUUAAUGUUUAUUAGAUAAUGUAUAUUUCACUAAAACAACUUUGAUUUAAUUAAUAUUGCAUCUUAGAAAAUUAUUUUAGUUAUGUUAAAAUUAAUGUUUAUUAGAUAAUGUAUAUUUCUAUAAAACGACCUUGAUUUAAUUAAUUUUGCAUCCUAUAAUAUUAUUUAGUUAUGUUAAAAUUAAUUUUUAUUAGAUAAUGUUUAUUUCUAUAAAACAACCUUGAUUUAAUUAAUAUUGCAUCUUAUAAUAUAUUUAUAUAUGUGUUUGUGACACGUUACCCCCGUAAGACUCUCUGAAAUCCACUCUCGCAAGGCGCCGAUCUGCACACACGAACAAGGAGGGGGCGCCUGGGCCCGUUAAUCCUCCGACGCCCAAGUUAGUUUAUUGGAAGAGAGAAGUGUCUCAAAGCUAGAGUUUAGUGAGAGAGAGUCCCCCCUGUGUAAAUGCUACCAACUGCUCCUAUUUAUACUCACCGGAGUUCGAGGUUGAUUCUCUCUACUUCCCUGUCUCCAUUUAAUGCUUUGUCCCUUUCUGGUCAGAUAUCCCAACCACCUUGUCAGACUCCUGGCACGUGACAGGCGCCCGCAGACGCUGAACCACAUGACAGUCUGGCCUCCUUUGGCUUUUAGUGAUUUGUCUUUAUGUGCCCUCCAUUUUGCUUGGGCCUUGCCCCCCAAUUGGGCUGUUUGGAAGUCCAAAUUGCCGCCCAUUGGGCUUUGCUCAUAAUACCCCAACAAUAUGUAUAAAUCAUCAACUUAUAGUGAAAUUUAAAUUCUUCUCUAGGAUGCAUACCAUAUAGUCCACUAUAAGGGCACGGCGAAUGUGCUUGAAUGGAACGACGUCAUCUUGCCCUUUCUAAAAAGGGCAAAAUUGAAUUCGAUAAGGCAUUUUAAUGGAAUCAAGAUCCACCGCCAACUCAUCACGGUGAUGGUAGAGAGAUGGCGAAAGGAGACACACUGCUUCAAUUUUCGUGAAAGCGAGUGCACCAUCACACUUAAGGACAUCACCAUCCUAACCGAUCUGCCCAUCGAUGAUGAUGUUGUUUGUGUGGACUCUACGCCACCACUCUAAAGUGGUCUGCAAUGAAAACUAAUACAAGAGGGACAUGACAAUGAAAAGUAAUUAAGUUAUUAACAUAAAAUCACAAAGGACAAUGAAAAGUAAUUAAGUUACUAACAUAAAAUCACAAAGGACAAAUGAAAAGUAAUACAAAACAAACUUAUGAAUUAACAUUAAUCGCAAAAACUAAAUAAUUUAAAGGUGCAAAACUGAAAUUUGAAGAAGGAAGAGGAGUAUGAAGAAUUUGAGUUCUCUGAAACAGCCUUUUAUAGGCAAAUAUUGCAGCAAAACCGCGGGGGGGGGGGGGGGGGGGGGGGGGGGGGGGGGGGGGGGGGGGGGGGGGGGGGGGGGGGUUUUCUAGGUCUGUCAUGCAACCCCACCCCCUGCAUGCCGACAUGUUUGCUGUCGGAUGACCAGGCAAACACCGCGCCUUGGGUCAGCGGUUUAUGUCUGGACAUGGUAAACCGCCGCUUGGUGGGGCGGUUUAUCAUGCCGACAUUUAAACGCUACCUCUUGAAGCGUUUUGUGGUAGGGUUAGUAUAUAACCGCGCCUUCCAUAAACUGUUUUUGCUUGAAAUUAAAAACGCCUCUUGGCGAGGCAGUUAUAUUGUAAACCGCUGCCAGGAGGCGCGGUUUCAAUGUUAACCGCUCAUUAGAGGCGCGAUUUUAAAUAAACGAUGAUAUUUUUGGAAAUUAUUGAGAAUAUGUGAUAUUUUUGUAAUUCUUUUUUUAACAGUGAUAGUUUUGGAUUUUUUCCCAAGAAGAGUCGCCUCUCUCUACCUCGCAAUUCGAUGAAUAAACAAAGACCCGCCAACUCCACUACCUAACCCUUUCUCCACCAGAGGAACGAUAUCACCAUGGUCCAUGGAAACAGUAAAAAAUCAGCCUUUAAAAACGCCCCACUCAAAUCCCCUGCAUUACACAAUCAACAAAUUUAGAAACGACAAUGGCAGGGGAGGCAAAGAAGAAGAGGGCACACUUCGUGCUGGUCCACGGAGCCUGCCAUGGAGCUUGGACCUGGUUCAAGCUCAAGCCUCUGCUGGAAUCCACCGGCCACCGCGUCACCGCCAUCGACCUGGCAGCGUCCGGGAUCAACGGCAAGGCAAUCCAACAAGUCCCCACUUUCCGCGACUACACAGAUCCCCUGCUCCACGCUCUGUCCCUCGUCGACGAGAAGGUCAUUGUCGUUGGGCACAGCUUGGGCGGCAUGAAUUGCGCCCUGGCUAUGGAGAUUUUCCCUGAAAGGAUUGCUGCCGCAGUUUUCUUGUCAGCUUUCAUGCCUGACACGCUCCAUUCACCGUCUUUCGUCCUCGAUCAGUAUUGUGCAAGAGCUCCAGCAGGGGCGUGGCUGGACACUGAAUUCGCACCAGCCAGCAGCUCGCAGCCUGAUUUCAUGACCAUGUAUUUUGGGCCUGAGUUCCUCUGUUCUAAGCUCUACCAACUCUGUUCCAAAGAGGAUUUGGAGCUGGGGAAGGCGCUGGUGAGGCCGAGCUCUCUGUUUUUGCACGACCUGAGCAAGGCGGAGAAGUUUACAGAGGAAGGGUACGGCUCCGUACGCAGAGUGUUUGUGAUUUGCAAUGAGGAUCAAGGGAUAAAUGAGGAGUUCCAGAGGUGGAUGAUUGAGAAUUACGUUGUGGAAGAAGUGAUGGAGAUCAAGGAAUCGGAUCACAUGGCGAUGCUCUGUGAACCCAGGAAGCUCUUCGAUUGUCUUUCUCAGAUAGCAGAUAAUUACUCUUGAAAGCACCUUUAUUUUUUCGACAUGACCCCAUGAUUGUAUUGACGAGACUGUAUUAAAAACCAAAUGACGCAGCAUCCUCAAUCUCAUUUGUUUUAGGGUGGUUAUACGGUUCGGUCCGGUUAAAUUUGACCAAAUUGAUUCGGUCCCAAUCAGGUCUUUUUGGAAAUAUAAGGACCAAAAAUUG